AUGAAGUUCUUCUUCCACCUUUUGAGUCUGACAGCUGGUCUGUCUCAGGCUUUGGCUACCCCAGUUCAGCCAAGAGCUGCCAGCUCUGCCAAGAACCUGGUUGUCUUUGGUGAUUCUUACUCUACUGUUGGAUUUUGGCCCGGUGGCGAUUUGCCCACCCCUGGAAGCCCCCUGGGAAACCCUGCCUUGCCAGGACAGACAACCGCUAACGGACUGAACUGGGUCGGCCAUUUGACCAGCACUUUGAACACUUCCCAGGUCCUCACAUACGACUUUGCUGUGACCGGCGCGACUGUUUCCAAAAAGAUUGUCGAUACGUACGCACAAUUUUGCGUCGAUGAUCAAGUUACUCAGUAUAAGGAGUACGCCUCGAAGAAAAUAAGCACUGACGACACGCUUGUGGCCGUUUGGAUCGGCAUCAAUGACCUUGGUGAGCCUUUCUGGAAGAAGACCAGCCCACCGAUUGAGAAGACUCUCGAUCGCUAUUUUGAACUGCUGAAGACUUUGUCCGAAACCGGACUCAAGAAGUUUGCCCUGCUCACUGUUCCCCCGUUCUCCGACCAAAUCCCAGCAAUGAUUAGCCAGCCUGAAGCAGACCUCAAGAACCUCCGCUCGAGCAUUACUGCGUACAACAAGGCAUUGGCCGAACGCGCAACGGCAUUUGCUUCUAGUAACGCUGGUACAAAGGUUGUAGUGUUUGAUACUAAGCCUACUUUCGAUGAUGCCGUCAAGAACUUCAAAUCGUAUGGGGCUAAGGAUGCGACCUGUUUGGGAGGCAACGAUUGUCUGUGGACGGACACCUAUCACGCUGGUACUGCCAUUCACAAGGCGCUUGCUAAGAACUUUGUUAAGGGUAUUAGCAAUGUUUUCACUUUUUGA
Messenger RNA from Fusarium sp. VM40, 879 nucleotides. NCBI's taxonomy places the organism in Eukaryota, Fungi, Ascomycota, Sordariomycetes, Hypocreales, Nectriaceae. The record is from the annotation of a GenBank genome assembly.